CCAAUCCCUUGAGAGAAACGAGGACAAACUAAAGAGGAAGCCAGAGAAAACAAAAACAAAAAGAAGAAGAAGAUGUUAGGGUUUUUGAUGUAUUCAUCCUGAGAUUUGAGCACAGAGAAGAUGUUUUUGGAUUAUAGCUACCUCUCACAAUCCUUCUUACACCUGCUCACCGCACAGUUAAUUAUCUGCGAGGUUCUGCAAUCUCUGAAGAAGUUCUAGUGGUGGUUUCAGUAUGUCAGGUUCUUGCCAUUUAGACUAAUUUGUCGGAUUCUUGCUUGUUUGUUGUUGUGAUGGAAAGAAACAGACCACAGCAUCCGUUCCAGCAACAGGGUAUGGAACCUGGAUAUGUGAAUGACUCUGUCCCUCAAGCAUUUAUUACACCUGAACAAACAGUUUUGACCAGUGCCAAUCCCAAUCUCCUGCCUCCAAAUUUGAAUGCUUCAGAUGUUAGGCCGGGGCUUCACUACUCCAUACAAACAGGAGAAGAGUUCUCUCUCGAGUUUCUUCGAGAUCGAGUGAUUUCUCAACGGUCUGCAAACCCCAAUGCAGCUGGUGACAUGGUGGGAAACGGGAUGAGGGAGUACGAGAGAGCGAACAACUAUCCGCUUGGGCAUAUCCAGUCAGCACCAGAGGCUUUGUUAUGUCAAGAUAGAAGCUUAGGAGACUUCCACGGGUAUCCAUCUUCGUCGUCAGCCUCGGGUAGUUUAACGGCUAAGGUUAAAAUCCUCUGUAGCUUCGGUGGGAGAAUACUCCCGCGUCCGGGAGAUUCUAAGCUUAGAUACGUUGGAGGUGAGACGCACAUUAUCUCCAUACGGAAGGACAUAUCCUGGCAUGAGCUCAGGCAAAAGGUUCUUGAGAUAUACUACCGGACUCAUGUUGUCAAGUACCAGCUUCCUGGCGAAGAUCUCGACGCCUUGGUGUCUGUGUCGUGCGAGGAGGAUCUACAGAACAUGAUGGAGGAGUAUAACGAGAUGGAGAACCGCGGCGGUUCGCAGAAGCUUAGAAUGUUUCUCUUCUCCGUCGGUGAUUUGGACGGUUCUCUUUUGGGUGUGAGUCAAAGCGAUGCUGACUCCGAGUUUCAGUACGUUGUGGCUGUAAACGAUAUGGACAUUGGAUCGAGAAGCAACUCGACUCUCAAUAGACUGGACAGCCUUUCUGCAAACAGUUUGGGUGAGCUGGAUGUUAGGAACAACACUGAGGGGGGCAUCAUCAACGGUGUUUCCCCUCCGGGGAUUGAUCUCCAACAACAACAAUCCUCUAUGCAGUAUUCUGACUCUGCACCACCACCACAAAGCUCAAUGCUGCAGUAUCCUCCUCAAUCUAUUCCACCACUCAAUGCUGCGUAUCAGUUUCAGCAUCAAGCUGUUCCGCCGAACUCUACGCUUCAGUAUGCACAGGUCAUUCCUCCUAAUCCAUCUCUUCAGUAUCCUCAAUCUAUUCUACCAGGUUCUACUCUUCAGUAUCCACAAUCUAUUUCCACCAGCUCCUAUGGAAUGUACCCACAGUAUUAUGAAAGUCAGCAGUUUCCAAUGCAUUACGGACCCGGUUCUAUUUCCAUGCCUUUCCAAGGAGGGCAGCAGCCAAACCAUCACCCUGGAAUCACCACACAGCAAAACGCAGCAGUUCAUACAGGAGAGCUGAACAUAACACCUGAGAUGAGAGUUGGUGAGAAUGUAGAGCCUGAAAAUCGCCAGAACACUCCUCCUCCUCAAGCGGAUAAUAAUCACUGCGUAGUUCGGGAGGCACCAGUUUCUCCAACUGUACCUAGCCAGAAUGCUUCGCAUAUGUUGCCACCAAGAAGAGACCCGCGGCAGCAGAACAAUCCUGUGAUGAAGCCCCGUGAUACUGUUGUUGUUCCUCCUGAGCAGGUUCCUGUGUCUGGUGAGGAUGAUCAGCUUUCAACAUCGAGUGGUACAUGUGGUGGUCUUGCUCAGACUGACUCUGAGUCUAACUUAAUCGAUCUUGAUUACCCGGAACCACCGUUACCGCCCAUGCGGAGGGUGUAUGGUUCAGAGAGGAUACCUCGUGAACAGUUGGAAAUGCUAAACCGUCUGUCCAAGUCUGAUGACUCUCAGUUCUUAAUGUCUCAUUCACAAGCUAUCACUGGACAGCAAGAUCCAGCAAAGCAAGGAGAGGGUAAAUCUCAUGAAGAUUCACAUAUUGUUAAUGAAACGACCUCUGAGAAGGUUGGGGUCAAUGGUGGAGGAGGUAUCGAGGCUGAAGAUUCACAUUCAGACACGUCCACUAAUCAUGCAAUCCCUGAAAACCGAGCUCCUUCAAGUGUUCUAAUCGACAUCAAUGAUCGGUUCCCUCAAGACUUCCUCUCUGAAAUAUUUGCAAAGGCGCUCUCUGAGGAGGGAAUGACACCAGGCGUCAACGCGUAUCAGCAUGAUGGUGCGGGUGUUAGUUUGAAUGUAGAGAACCAUGAUCCUAAAAACUGGUCUUAUUUUCGGAAACUGGCGGAGGAACAGUUCGACAGUGAAAGAGAUGUUCCCCCAGGCUUUCCAUCUGACAUGGAAGAUAGCGGAGUGAAUGCCAAGUUGCAUCCAUUGACAAGAGAUGGCGUUGCAACAGAGAACAGUGUGGAUCCUCAGCUGAAUGUAGGUCAAGAUUAUGAUUACGUUGCUGGCACUGACGAGGAUGCACAGAUGAAGGUCACAGAGAGUGAGGAGUUUGGUGCUAUGGUUGAGAAUCUAAGGACUCCGGAUGGUGAACAUGAGGAUGAUGAAAAGACAGAAUCAAGGAAUGCUGCGCUUCCUCCACUUGGUUCGCCUAUGGCAGAUUAUGACACAAAUGGGUUGCAGAUCAUUAUGAAUGAUGAUCUCGAGGAGCUAAAGGAACUUGGUUCUGGCACUUUCGGUACAGUGUAUCAUGGGAAAUGGAGAGGAUCAGAUGUUGCCAUCAAGAGGAUAAAGAAGAGUUGCUUUUCUGGUCGAUCUUCUGAACAAGAGAGAUUAGCUGGUGAAUUCUGGGGAGAAGCUGAAAUUCUAUCAAAGCUUCAUCAUCCGAAUGUGGUUGCAUUAUAUGGUGUUGUAAAAGACGGACCUGGUGGAACAUUGGCUACUGUAACAGAGUACAUGGUUGAUGGCUCUCUGAGACAUGUUCUAAUCAGGAAAGAUAGACACCUGGAUCGUCGUAAGAGACUAAUCAUUGCCAUGGAUGCUGCAUUUGGAAUGGAGUAUUUGCACGCCAAAAACAUUGUUCACUUCGAUUUGAAAUGUGACAACUUACUUGUAAACCUCAAAGAUCCUUCUCGCCCAAUCUGCAAGGUUGGUGAUUUCGGUUUGUCGAAAAUUAAACGAAAUACAUUAGUAUCUGGUGGUGUACGUGGAACCCUUCCAUGGAUGGCACCAGAGCUUCUAAAUGGUAGCAGCAGCAAAGUUUCAGAGAAGGUGGAUGUCUUCUCUUUUGGUAUAGUCUUGUGGGAGAUUCUAACUGGAGAGGAACCAUAUGCUAAUAUGCACUAUGGUGCUAUAAUAGGUGGGAUAGUGAACAACACACUGAGGCCAACGAUACCAACUUACUGUGACUCUGACUGGAGAAUACUAAUGGAGGAGUGCUGGGCGCCUAAUCCUACGGCACGGCCAUCCUUCACGGAGAUAGCUCGUAGGUUACGUGUGAUGACAACUGCUGCAACUUCAAACCAGUCCAAACCGCCAGCUCACAAUAAGGCUUCAAAGUAGAACAGAGUCUUUAAUCUGUAUACUCUUUUCAAUGUUUUGGGGUCAGGAGGAAGAUAUUUGUUGACCCUUUUCUCCUUUCCCUUUCCCUUUCUCAUUUUUUUUUUCAUUUACCAAAACCAUGAACAUGUUUACGUAAUAAAAUUGGUUUGAGUAUUUUGUAUCAACAGUCAAAAGUUGUUUUAUCUCA
This is a messenger RNA of Raphanus sativus (radish), 3870 nucleotides long. RefSeq lists its product as uncharacterized. The transcript is spliced from 9 exons. Lineage: Eukaryota; Viridiplantae; Streptophyta; Magnoliopsida; Brassicales; Brassicaceae. The record is from RefSeq and is a predicted model, not a curated record. Bases 291 to 3683 code for a protein of 1130 amino acids. Gene Ontology annotation, molecular function: ATP binding; protein binding; protein kinase activity. Gene Ontology annotation, biological process: protein phosphorylation; signal transduction. Gene Ontology annotation, cellular component: cytoplasm.